AUGGCGAUGUGGAAUCCAGAGGAAAAUGGUCUCCGGCAGAUUUUACAGUUGUUGAAAGAAUCUCAGUCUCCAGAUACAGAAACUCAACGAGCCGUUCAGCAGAAACUAAGCGAGCUCAAUAAUUAUCCAGACUUCAACAACUACCUGAUAUUUGUCCUGACAAAACUGAAGUCAGAAGAUGACCCGACACGCUCACUGAGUGGCCUGAUUUUAAAGAACAACGUCCGGGCACAUUUUGAAAGGUUUCCACCCGAAGUGACCAAUUUUAUCAAGCAAGAAUGUCUGAACAGCAUUGGGGAUCCAUCUCCGCUCAUCAGAGCUACGAUUGGUAUCAUCAUCACAAACAUAAUCUCCAAGGGAGAACUGCACAACUGGCCAGAAGUUCUGCCACAUCUCUGUGCAUGCCUCGACUCCGAGGACUACAACACAUGUGAGGGAGCUUUUGGGGCUCUGCAGAAAAUUUGCGAAGACAAUGCAGAGACACUUGAUAGUGAUAUGGCGGAAAGACCACUGAAUGUUCUCAUUCCAAAGUUCUUAAACUUCUUCCGACAUCAGAGUCCAAAAAUACGGUCUCAUGCCAUUGCCUGUGUAAACCAGUUCAUCAUCAGCAGAACUCAGGCGCUCAUGAUUCACAUCGAUACUUUUAUUCAGAAUCUGUUCUUCCUGGCGGAAGAUAAAGACACAGAAGUGAGAAAGAAUGUUUGCCGGGCAUUGGUCAUGUUGGUGGAGGUCAGGAUUGACCGUCUGAUGCCUCAUAUUGAUCAGAUCAUUCAGUACAUGAUGGAGAGAACACAAGAUCCUGACGACACUGUGGCUCUGGAAUCUUGUGAAUUUUGGUUGUCGCUGGCAGAGCAGAAAGUCUGCAAGGAAGUGCUGAGUGCUCACAUCGACCGCCUGGUCCCAAUUCUGGUUAAAGGCAUGAGAUACUCGGAGAUUGACAUCAUUCUUUUGAAGGGAGAUGUAGAAGAGGAUGAGAUGAUACCGGAUAAAGAGUCUGACAUCAAGCCCAGGUUCCACAAGUCUAGGACUCACUCCAAUCAGAAACACGACGAUGGCGAGGAAGGGGAUGCAGAUGAAGGGUAUGAUGAUGAUGACUCUCUGUCUGACUGGAAUCUCAGAAAGUGUUCGGCUGCUGCUCUGGAUGUUCUAGCUAACGUUUUCCACGAAGAGAUCCUGCCCGUGCUGCUUCCCAUCCUGAAGGAGACAUUGUUUCACAUUGACUGGGAAGUCAAGGAGUCUGGGAUUUUGGUGCUGGGCGCGAUUGCUGAAGGCUGUAUGAGUGGGAUGAUCCCUCAUCUUCCUGAGUUGAUACCGUACCUCAUCAGCUGUCUGUCUGACAAGAAGGCUCUGGUCAGGUCUAUCACCUGCUGGACACUCAGUCGUUAUGCCCACUGGGUUGUCGGCCAGCCCCAUGACAACUUCCUCAAGCCUCUGAUGACCGAGCUGCUGAAACGGGUCUUAGAUGCCAACAAGAGAGUGCAGGAAGCUGCUUGCUCAGCCUUCGCCACCCUGGAAGAGGAGGCCUGUACUGAACUGGUUCCUUACUUAGGCUUCAUUCUGGAGACAUUGGUGUUUGCAUUUGGAAAGUAUCAGCACAAGAACCUGCUCAUCUUGUAUGAUGCUAUUGGAACACUAGCGGACUCUGUUGGCCACCAUUUGAACAAACCGGAGUAUGUGAACUUGCUGAUGCCACCCCUCAUCCAGAAGUGGAACAUGUUGAAAGAUGAAGAUAAAGAUUUAUUCCCCUUGUUGGAGUGCUUGUCCAGUGUUGCCACAGCCCUCCAGUCAGGAUUUCUGCCCUACUGUGAGCCAGUCUAUCAGCGAUGUGUCUGCCUCGUAGAGCAGACUUUGACCCAGAAUUACGCUAACCUGUCCCAACCUGACCAGUAUGAUCCCCCAGACAAAGACUUCAUGAUUGUGGCUCUGGACCUGCUCUCUGGGCUGGCUGAAGGCCUUGAGGGACAUAUUGAAGGCCUGGUGGCUAACAGUGCCAUCCUCAAGUUGCUCUUUCAGUGCAUGCAGGACCCAAUGCCAGAAGUACGGCAGAGCUCUUUUGCUCUUCUCGGAGAUCUCACAAAGGCUUGUUUCCAGCAUGUGCGCCCCUGUAUCUCUGACUUUAUGCCUAUCCUGGGAGCUAACUUAAAUCCAGAAUUCAUUUCGGUGUGCAAUAAUGCAACGUGGGCCAUCGGAGAAAUCUCUAUCAAAAUGGGAGCUGAUAUGCAGCCGUUUGUUGGCAUGGUCCUGACUCAGCUAAUCGAUAUAAUCAACAGAUCCAACACCCCAAAAACCUUGCUGGAAAACACAGCCAUUACUAUUGGGAGACUGGGCUUAGUAUGCCCCCAAGACGUGGCCCCACUUUUACAACAGUUUAUCAGGCAAUGGUGCACGUCACUCCGAAACAUUCGAGACAACGAAGAGAAAGAUUCAGCUUUCCGUGGCGUCUGUCUGAUGAUCGGAGCUAACCCCUCUGGCGUGGUGCAGGACUUUAUCUUCUUCUGUGAUGCCGUAGCUUCUUGGAUGCAUCCCAAACAAGACUUAAAGGAAAUGUUUUACAAAAUCUUACACGGUUUCAAGACACAAGUUGGUGAGGAGAAUUGGUCCAAAUUCUCUGACCAGUUCCCACAACCACUGCGAGAACGCCUCACAGUGAACUACGGGGUCUGA
Candidula unifasciata is the source of this 2664-nucleotide messenger RNA. The record is from the annotation of a GenBank genome assembly. NCBI's taxonomy places the organism in Eukaryota, Metazoa, Mollusca, Gastropoda, Stylommatophora, Geomitridae.